Gracilinanus agilis (Agile Gracile Mouse Opossum) is the source of this 1425-nucleotide messenger RNA. RefSeq names its product SPEM family member 2 (gene SPEM2). The record is from RefSeq and is a predicted model, not a curated record. The transcript has 3 exons. NCBI's taxonomy places the organism in Eukaryota, Metazoa, Chordata, Mammalia, Didelphimorphia, Didelphidae. Bases 1 to 1425 code for a protein of 474 amino acids.
AUGGCUGAGCAGGUCCUGUAUGAGUCACAGAGGCACUAUGGCCACCAUGCAAGAAACAUUGAUCCUGUAGACGCAAUCCUGCUCCUCAUAAGCCUCAUCAUCAUGGUCAACCUUGGAAUCAAUGUGAUGAUUCUGAUCUGUCGCAGUCUCUUGAGGUCCCUACACGGAACAUUUGUUUUCUUUCGAAAUAAAGUAGGUCAAUUUACUAAGAAGCCCCAGAAUUCUGAUAAGAAGGCGUCAGGGUUCCCAACUCUGUGCAUCCACUGUACCUUGGACCCUGUGGCUCUAAACGUGGCUCACACUGCACUCAACCGACGUCGUCGAGACCCUCAGAACUCGGGCAGUUAUAAAGGAAGCUGCCGGGGCCGCCGGGAACGUGCCCGCCAAUACUAUCUUCAACACCGUCACCAACCUCGGAUAUGCAUGCCCCAAUCCCCUCCUCCCUCAUCUUCACCCCAACCCACUGCCUUCUGUUGCCAAGAAACCUGGGACACAGAUUUAGAUGACUGUAAAGAUUCCCAGAACCCACAGUCCAACUACCAGCAGAGUUGGAACACAACCCAUCCACCUGGAAACAUCAGGCAUUACAGGCAGUGCUGGAGGAGUUACUAUCCAGAGGGAUCUAACCUCCCUCCUCAAGACCAGAGGGUUCCCAGAAGGGUGGAAGCAAAGUCUGAGUUGAGGUUAGAGACUUAUUAUCAGUCACCUCCGACCCGCUGGCCUCAAAAUAUAAAGGAGAACAUGGAACUUGCCCCCACCCACAACUCCCCACCAUUCACACAAAGGUUCCCUCCCAACCCAUCUUGUAUGCCUGGCACCCACAACCCCAUUCCUCCAAAUGGCCAGAUUGUUUGUGAAACCCGUAUAAGGCAAAGGCCCCAAGAUGCCAAGGGGUUUUAUGUUCCCAAGACUCCCCAGUGUGUUCUUAAAAACCCUGAGCCCCAGAGCUAUGCUGAUGCUGUGCCUAAAUGGAAUAACAUCCCAAAUCGGACUCAGGCCUCAGGAAGACAUUCAUCCUUCAUCAACCGGGAUAGAUCAGAGAUAAAAGGAAAUGAAGGAGAGCCCAAGAUCCCAAUAGUUACAUCUAUCUCCUUCUGCAGAUUCCAGAACCGUGAACCACAAAACUACCUUGCUUCUGCCCCAAAUGAGAACCAGAUCCCUGAGGUUUCCCAGCCCUCGCCCUCUGUCUCAGCACGUGUCCCAGCCUCUGAACAAUGCCAUGCACCUGCCUUCACCCCCCUUAGCAGGAACCCAGGGGGCAUCACCAACUGCCAAGUAUAUGAUAGCCUGGAGCUGAAGCGGCAAAUUCAGGAAGGACGAGGGCGACGAGGUGAGACCUAUUCCAGCCCCCCUGUCACAACCCCCGCAUAUCUUUCCACAUCUUGGCACUCUCCACCGAGAACCAAGGCUGGGAGGAUGAACUGA